This is a messenger RNA of Umbelopsis ramanniana AG, 1488 nucleotides long. RefSeq lists its product as uncharacterized. Lineage: Eukaryota; Fungi; Mucoromycota; Umbelopsidomycetes; Umbelopsidales; Umbelopsidaceae. Gene Ontology annotation, biological process: branched-chain amino acid catabolic process. Gene Ontology annotation, molecular function: oxidoreductase activity, acting on the aldehyde or oxo group of donors, disulfide as acceptor. The record is from RefSeq and is a predicted model, not a curated record. The transcript has 4 exons. Bases 46 to 1347 code for a protein of 433 amino acids.
CGCUGUCUUUUCCCUUGUAGUCUAUCCCCUCCCUGCCAUUGCGAGAUGUUAAGACAAUUGUCAUUUGCCUCGGUUUUAAAGACACGUUCAGUCCCUUAUUUGCUUCAUCGCAAGGCACUUUACAGUAGCAGCUCUGCCGCGCUUCAGCAUCAAGAAAAAAUCAAGCUUACGCCGUCGCUUGAGACCGUAUUUUCUCCUGAAUUCAAAUUCAUACAGAAUGCUGAGCCUAUUCCUGCCUAUCGCGUCAUGGAUCAAUCUGGCAAGGUCCUGGACGAAUCACAAGGCCCAGAUGUAUCCAAGGAGUUUGCCAUCAAUAUCUACCAGAAGAUGCUGACUCUGAAUAUUAUGGAUAAUAUUUUGUAUGAAGCACAGCGCCAGGGAAGAAUCAGCUUUUAUAUGACCCAUUAUGGUGAAGAAGCUUUCAUGGGAAGUGCAGCUGCUUUUAGCCCUGAAGAUGUCGUUUUUGGCCAGUAUCGUGAAGCAACGGUUUUGAUGUAUCGUGGAUUCACCAUGGAUGAAUUCAUGAAUCAGUGCUACUCAAACGACGCGGAUUAUGGUAAGGGCCGACAAAUGCCCGUCCAUUAUGGAUCAAAGAAAUUGAACUUCCAGACUAUUUCGUCUCCGUUGGGCACACAAAUUCCACAGGCUACGGGGGCAGGUUAUGCUCUCAAGCUUUCUAAUCGUAAAGCAUGUGCUGUUUGCUUCUUUGGCGAAGGAGCUGCUUCAGAAGGUGAUUUUCAUGCUGGUAUGAACAUGGCAGCCACUUUGAGCAGCCCCGUCAUAUUUAUAUGUCGCAAUAACGGCUAUGCUAUCUCAACACCAUCAACUGAACAAUACAAAGGAGACGGUAUAGCCAGCAGAGGUGUUGGAUACGGAAUGGAUACUAUCCGCGUCGACGGUAAUGAUGUUUGGGCAGUUUAUAAUGCCAGUGUAGCUGCUCGUAAGCUCGCGGUAGAGAAAAAUCGCCCUGUCUUAAUUGAAGCUAUGACCUAUCGCGUUGGCCACCACUCUACCUCCGAUGAUUCGUCUAAAUAUAGAGACCGCCAUGAAGUAGAAAGGCGAGCGGAAAUGGAUAACCCAAUUACGAGAUUACGAAAGUGGCUCGAGCUGAAGGAAUGGUGGACAAAGGAAGAAGAAGAUCAGUACCGAAAAGAAGCCAGAAAAGGCAUCAUGAAGAGCUUCCUAGCGGCUGAAAAACGCAAGAAGCCCUCGGUUGAAGAACUUUUCACAGAUGUAUACGAUGAACUUCCCCCCAAUUUGGUUGAACAACGACAAGAACUUGCUGAUUUGAUGAAAAAGUACCCAGAGCACUAUUCCACUGACAAUUAUGUGUCUGGCCUGAAAUAAAUGUAAUUGCUCGUCGGAGUUAAAGCUGCUCUAGAGUGCCAUACAUCCGUAUGAUAUGCCGCAUAACGACCUUUGAAGGAUGUCCCUUCCUUUUUGAAGAUGAAGAAUACAUAAACAUGUUAAAUUGACCUUAGAUAUAUA